Messenger RNA from Paramuricea clavata, 636 nucleotides. The record is from the annotation of a GenBank genome assembly. Lineage: Eukaryota; Metazoa; Cnidaria; Anthozoa; Malacalcyonacea; Plexauridae.
AUGGAUACGAAAUCAACAGUUAAUUUGUCGCCUCUGUUAUUUCUAGUACCCGAAUACGACAUAGCGUUCCCAAAGCAUGUUGAUAAAAGAGGACAACAAAUUUCAAGUUAUAAUGCGAAACGUGAGAUCGAAGAAACAGGUUUAAAAUACUAUCAUCUCACUGCAUUCAACAAGAAUCUUCAUUUGAAGGUGUCAUUAAAUAAGCAUCUGCUUGGUCCGGGUUUUCACGUUGAAACGAGACAUAAGGAUGGUUCGAGAACGAUAACUGACGCACCACAUCGUAAUUUUUAUCACGGCCAUGUUGUUGAUCAUCCCGGAUCUUUUGUUGCGUUAAGUGAUAACAGUGGAGUGGUAAGAUAUGCACGUAAUUAGUAUUCAAUUAAUUUCAUACUGUAGUAUUGCAUGGCAUUUACCAAUGAUAAAAUCAUGGAAGGGUUUAUCUCUCUAACUACGUUUUCAUUUUCCUUUUACAGAGUGGUGCAAUUCGCCUCGUGGAUGAUGAGAUAUUGUACAUGGAACCUGUACCACGUCAUUUGCUUGAUCAUAUUCACCACGAUGAACAUCUUCCACAUUUAGUUGUAAAGAAAACUGAAAAAGAUUUCCAGAGAGGAAACAAAGUUAUGUUUGACACUGAAG